Messenger RNA from Sordaria macrospora k-hell, 1293 nucleotides. RefSeq lists its product as uncharacterized. Lineage: Eukaryota; Fungi; Ascomycota; Sordariomycetes; Sordariales; Sordariaceae. The record is from RefSeq and is a predicted model, not a curated record.
AUGAGGAUCCCACCAGAAGAAGUCCGGAACCAAUGGCCAGAACCCAACUACGACAACCCUCAACGACGAGGACCCGGCCUCAUCAUCGUCGAACUCAUCAUGCUUCCGCUUUCUCUCAUGUUCGUCGCUCUCCGCCUUUACGUCCGCGGUCGAUUACUUGGCAAAACGGGAUGGGAUGACUGGUUGAUGAUUAUGGCUACGAUCUUCGGCACGGCAGUCUCCAUCCUCGUCAUCCUCGCCUCCACCACCUACGGGUGGGACAAGCAUCUCUACGACCUGACGCUCAACCAACUCUCGGACGGGCGCAAAAUCUCCAUGGCCAUCCAAGCCGUCUUCAUCUUUUCUUCGUCUCUCGCCAAAGUCUCCAUUUUAAUCAGCUACCUCGCCCUCGCGCCCCUAGACUCUUUGUUCCGCCGCUUAACCAAAUACGCCAUCGUCUUCAUCGUCGCCAUGAACUCGGGCUCUUUCAUCCUGUUGUUUACGCAAUGCACGCCCGUAGAAUCCUACUGGGACGUCCUGCUGUCUGAUCGCGAUUGCAUCCCCGAGGGCUUUCCCCUAAUGACACAAGCCAUCCUCACCGUCGUCGCCGAUUUUAUCGUCUGGGUUCUCCCGCUGCCGACGUUCUACAGGGCGCAAAUCCCCAUCCACCAGCGCGUUAUCUUGAUUGUCUUGUUCAGCGCGGGAUUGUUUGUCGUGUUUGCGGCCUGCAUCAGAACGUACUGGAUCCAUUACGUGGUGUGGAAGACGUGGGAUCCGACCUGGGAAGGCAUCCAGCUGUGGGCGUGGACGGCCGUGGAGAUUCAUUUGGGGAUUAUGUGCGGUUGUGUACCGUAUUUUAAGAGCUUGUUUAAGUUUUGGAAGGGGAAGACGAGCAAAAAGGGGAGUUCGGCGGGGAAGAGUUGGAGUGGAAGUAAGGGUGGUGCUGGUCUGUCAGGUGGUGGACAGAUAUUUACCACUUCGCGGGUGGAAAUUGGUGUGAAGAAGUGUGUGAGUUUUCGGAGUGAACGCUCGGAAGAACCGCUGAGUCCGACGAGGGGGGCCGCGAUGGUGAGUGUGGAUGGCUUGGAGGAGGUGGAGUUGCAGGAGAAGAGGAUGAAUGCCUUUACCACGAGGGAGGGGGAUGUGGAGAAUCAGAGACAUGGAGGUGGUGGGGGGUAUGUGCAAACUUCACAUGGGGGGCAUGAUGGGAAAUGGGGGUUCGAGUUUGACGGCGCGAGGGCGGUGAUGCAUAAUAAGAGCUUGUCGGGCGGAAGCACGUUCGGGAAUAGGGUCGAGAUUCGGCCGGGGAGGUGA